Molecule: messenger RNA, 1464 nt
Organism: Trichoderma asperellum CBS 433.97
Lineage: Eukaryota; Fungi; Ascomycota; Sordariomycetes; Hypocreales; Hypocreaceae
Source: RefSeq, a predicted model, not a curated record
GAUCAACCCUUGCCAAGAGGACCGGCCAACACCUCGACUGUCUCAGAGAUAGCUUUUAGGAAUUGCUGAUAGGAUGUAAAAUGAAAGCUGAAGUCUCGGGAGAUAAUUGUUGCUCACGCCCACUCCGUCCGCUACAAUUAUCUUAACAACCACUAUUGGGUGUUUGGCGUUUUCGACAAUAUUGACAUUCCGGUUCUCAGACCAGCAACGGACACGCUAGACUCCAACCAUGGCGUCCAUUCCCAAUUACACGGAGAUGAUGGUCCUCAUCUGGGUGUUAUGGGGCGUUGCAGUUGGCAUGACUACAUUUCGAGUUAUCUUCCAAUGGCGACUUCAGCGACGACUGCACGGAGAUGACUAUUUCGUCCUCGCGGGCCUUGUAAGCUUGACAGCUUUGACGGCAGUUAUCACGAGGAUCCUACCACAGUGGUUCCUUAUAGCCGAGUACAGCAAAGCCCUCGUGGCAAAUCCCAAGACACCUUCGCCCCUACCCGCGGACGAGAUGAGAGCCCGGAAUGUCAUGUCGCUGAAGUUAAUGUUCAGCCAGAUGCUGCUGUUCUGGACAACCCUGUGGGCAGCUAAAUUCUCCAUUCUGUGGUUCAUUAGACGGCUCCUUUACGGUUUGCCUAACUACAUGCGCUGGUGGUGGAGAUGCUUCGCCGCCGUCCUCACCCUCUACUUGGCCUGCAUGCUCUCAAACUUUUUGACGUGCUCGCCAUUGUACCGAUAUUGGAGCCCAGCUGGCUGCAGCCUACCGGAUGACCUGCGGCGGGCCGAUGCGUCGAUCAAGUUUGCGACGAGUGCCGACAUUGUCGCAGACGUAUUAACCAUGAUUCUCCCACUUCACCUCUUGCGAAACUUGACCAUCUCGCGACCACACAAGUUCGGGCUGGCCAUCCUCUUCUCCCUUGGUGCCAUCAUCGUCGCCAUCGCACUCGUGCGACUUGUUCAAGUCACGAAAGCUACGGGUGACUCGGCGGAGGAUCCUACCACAAUCGCCAAUGGUCCAGUGCUGCUGAGCAUGUGGUCGCACAUCGAGUCUACCGUAUCCAUGAUCGUAGCCACGUUGCCGGCUUUCCGUUUCCUCAGGAAAAGAAACGCCAACACGACGCGAACGACGAACAAAUAUUCUGUGGCUACAAUUGGAGGCACUGGCGGGUCACGAUCAAGACCAUGGCAACAUGGCGCAACCAACGAAGCAACAAUACGGGAGAGUGAUAGCCAGACGGAGCUGCGACCAGUUCGUGGUGAAGCCCUGUAUAUGAGAAAGUCAAGUUUAGAUGGCUAAUAUGUAAUUUUGCGCAGCCUAAAAGGGCAUUUAUUGACUACAUGGUUUUUCGGUAUUUGCUGUACAGUGGACUGGGGUUUUCGUACCAUCAAGAAGCCUUUUCGGGAUACUGGCAAGCGGGGGACAGAAAAACAGGGAAAAUUCAAACGAUCGGCACACAACUUCGUCAUUACGCG